Chanos chanos (milkfish) is the source of this 744-nucleotide messenger RNA. Its product is annotated as yjeF N-terminal domain-containing protein 3-like. Gene Ontology annotation, molecular function: NAD(P)HX epimerase activity. Gene Ontology annotation, cellular component: mitochondrion. Bases 4 to 744 code for a protein of 246 amino acids. The transcript is spliced from 6 exons. Lineage: Eukaryota; Metazoa; Chordata; Actinopteri; Gonorynchiformes; Chanidae. The record is from RefSeq and is a predicted model, not a curated record.
AAGAUGAAUCUGAGUGCAGCUGAGCAGGAGUGUGAGUCCAGGGAACCCCAGCACUAUCUCAGUAAAGAGGAGGUAGUAGCCAUGGAGACAGAGUUGCUAAGUGACUACCGAUUUGGACGGCCACAACUGAUGGAGAUCUUAGGCCAUGCAUGUGCUGUUGCCAUUACGAAGGCCUUCCCACUGAGUUCUCUGGACAAGAGACAGCCCACGGUGCUGGUGAUCUGUGGGCCGGAUCAGAAUGGCUGUGUGGGCCUGGCCUGUGCGCGGAACCUGCGUGUCUUUGAGUAUAUCCCGACAGUAUUCUACCCAAAGCGAUCUCCAAACAGCUUGCACCAGGACUUCACCGUGCAGUGUGAGAAGAUGGAUAUUCCCUUCUUAUCAUAUUUGCCAACAGAGGUUCAGCUUAUUAACGAUGCUUACAACCUGGUGGUGGACGCAGUUUUGGGCCCAGAAACCGAGCUUGCCGCGGUGAGAGAGCCUUUCACCAGCAUCCUCACUACACUCAGAGGCGUCAAAAUUCCCAUUGUCAGCCUGGACAUUCCUUCAGGUUGGGACGUGGAUGAAGCCAGCGUGGAUGGGAUCAACCCUGCGGUCCUCAUCUCUCUUAUGGCACCAAAGAAAUGUGCCUGUGGUUUCCUGGGGACGCAUUUCCUCGCUGGACGUUUCCUACCCUAUGACAUUCAGAAGAAGUAUGAACUGAAUUCACCCAGAUUCCCAGGCACAGACUGUGUGGUUAAACUCUGA